Pelobates cultripes (western spadefoot toad) is the source of this 19222-nucleotide messenger RNA. NCBI's taxonomy places the organism in Eukaryota, Metazoa, Chordata, Amphibia, Anura, Pelobatidae. The record is from the annotation of a GenBank genome assembly.
GUACACCUUUUGUCGCCAUUUUGGUACUCCCCGGCUUUCCGGUGCCACAAUGAAACGGGUCCCUCGGGAGGUGAGACACGCGCAGGGAGUUCCGGGGGCCGGCCACUUACAGACACCAUGGCGGACGGGAGCUGCCCGACUUCCAGCCACCCGCUGAGGACCCCGACCGUGCUGCUCCUGGCACUGCUUGCCGUCACGGCUCCUUGCACGCAGGCCCGGGAGCUCCGCUUUGUUACCUUGGUGAGUGAGUCCCCCCUGUGACGGUGACGUAUGGUACCCUCUGCCAUCAUUAGUAAUGGAGUGGGAUCCCGGAAGUGAGUGCAAAGUAGGGGUGUGAGGGUGUGCAUAAAAAGGGAGACCCACCUGGUGAAUAGGGGAGCAUCAUUCAGCCCAUGCAAACAAUAGGCUUUAAUAAGCUGGGAGCUGCUGGCACUGAUUUGUUUUCCUUUAUGGGAAUAUCUUAGUGAAUAUGAAAUACAAGGACCACUGUCAAAGUGUGUGUGUGUGUGUGUGUGUAUAUAUAUAUAUAUAUAUAUAUAUAAUUAUUUUUUUUUUAGUAAUGUAAUUAUUAUUAUUAUUUAUAUAGUGCCAUCAGAUUCCAUAGCGCUGUACAAUGGGUGGACUAACGGACAUUUAAUUGUAACCAGACAACUGGACGUACAGGAACAGAGGGGUGGAGGGCCUUGCUCCAUGAGCUUACAUUCUAGAGGGUAAAAGUAGGGGUACGAAGUAAGUUGUUAGAAAGGUAUUUGCUGAGGGGUUAGUAGGUAAUUUUUGACAGUUGCAGUAGAGUAAUGAGCUACCACAUGCUAUAUUACUUAGGGUUUCCACCUGGCUGGUAUUUUAAGGUAAAAAUCAGAGACGUUUAGUGAAUCUUCCUACUUGGAAAACAAUCUUUCUGUGUUUGUGGAGUUGAAUAUAAUAGUAUCUCGUUGGAAAGAAAAGAGCUGAUGGAGCCUACGUUGCAUAACAUCCUAAACGGGGUUAACCCAGGUGUAAUUGUACAGACAAGACGAGAAGAGAUGGAGGGUGCAACAGGGAACAGAAAGGAACUGGACAAAGCCAGAUAAAAAAAUCCCAAUAUAAUGUCCAUUGUGGGACUUUUUUUUAACUUAUUGAUUAAAUGUUAAGUUUAAUACCAAUAUUAUAUUAGGAUUUUUUAUCGGGAUUUAUCCAGUUCCUUUCGGUUCCCUGUUGCACCCUCCAUCUCUUCUCUUUUUGUCUGAAUAUAGUGGUAAACUCUCAUGAAUUGUAUGUAACUCCAGCUAACCGAUGAUCUUCCAAGUGGACAGAUUUAUUAAACCUCCAUCACAGCUCUGAUUUUUCACCUUGUGACAGUGUUUACUAAGGUAAAUGUGUAUCUUAACACCUUAAGAACGGAGGUAAUACUACACGUUCUGAAUCAAAACAAAAUCUGACAUUUGCGCUAUAUGUCAGUUCAACCAUAAUUUACCUCUUUCAUAUUAAGAGCAUUCACACUUAUUCUAUAUCAUUUUGUUCAGGAGAAAUAGGGCUUUCAUUUCACAUCAAAUAUUUGUACAUGAAAAAUAAUUUAAUCUAAAAAAAUAAAAGGUGUGAGAAAUUAAGUUAGUUAUUAAAUGUAAUUUUUCUGCAUGGCAUUCUAGCUGUGUGUCAUAAUACUGUUCGCUUUUACUGCAAUAAAAUACAAAUAUUCAUAUGCUAUAAUGCCCUCCUUGUACCUGUUUCAUGGUAUUUUGGAAAUUUACGGGGUCACAUAUAAGGCUGUCCAUUACAGUUUUUACACAAUGCCAUUUGCCAGAUUAGUUUGCUUGGGCCUGUGUUGCCUUUGAGACCGUAUGGCAGCCUAGGAAUGAGAAUUACCGACAUCAUGGCAAACCAUGUGCAAAAGUAGACAACCCAAGGUAUUCAAAAUGGGGUAUGUCUAGUCUUUUUUUAGUAGCCACUUAGUCACAAACCCUGGCCAAAGUUAGUGUUCAUAUUUGUUUUGUUUUGGGUUUUUUGCAUUUUUCACACAAACUGCACUUUCACUGACUAUAUUAUUGUCACUAUACAUUUUGCUGCUCUAAAACAUUCAUACUUGUGUCUCAAUUGCUGCCAGAGAAAGUGCCAGAGUACGCCCUAACGGCGUUAAAGCCCUCCUUUUGUAAGACAAAAUAGCCCGCCAUAACAUCACAAAGGGUUUAAAAAAAACAGUAUCCUGCUAUUAGCAGUUUAUAAGUAGAAGAGAAUGCAUGCCUCCUAAGUGUCCAUAUUUUUAGCCCAAAUUGCACUCUCGCUCUCUUUUCUGUCCUAAGGUCCCUCUUUUCUAGGAGCUCCAUAUUAUUGGUGUGCCUGAGUGUAUAACAGAGCUUCAUAGCAAUAAAAUUCCCAGUAAUGUGUUUUUACAGUUUAUACUACAAUAAAUGUGUUUAGAAAUCGUGUAAAUACGAAACAUUGUUCUUUUUCACAUUUUAGUUACAUACAUUGUUAAAGGGUUACUAUAACCCUUUUGAGCGUUGACGUUCUGGAGUACUAUCCCCUAAUGGGCACUAUGGGGUAGGUCUCUGUUCUCAAUUUUUAGUAACAAAAAACAAACAUUAUUCCUGCUCUUAUGAGAUUAACCCACUUCCUCCUGGGACUCUCUGUGGUGCAAGGAAUAGGGCCCUGGAAUGAGGCACCUGUGACAGGGAGGGGUGCACAGCCAUGGGAUCCCAAAUGUAUAUAAACAUAUGAAUGUGUUGUAUUAAUUGGCCCCAGUAGCUGCCUUAUAAUUGCAUGUUUAGGCGAGAGCAGCCUUCUUGGUUUCAUAUAUCCAUAAAUGCAGACACAACAGCAUUUUAUUGCCACCAUAUAUGGGAUUAUGUUAAAAAGUCAUUGUCUGCAUUUUAUUACCACUAAAGCUUGGACUAUUGCUACAGCAGCAGACGCUACUUCCUAAAAUGACAUUGCUUCAAAUCCCAACAUGUGGCAAUUCUAACUUUAACUACGUUUUUAAAUAGGCCAAGCUAUCGUAAUAUAUAGUUACAGUUGUUAAACUGGUUCUGUUUCUGGCAACGAUUACUAUAUACAUAUUUACAGAUGGCAUUUGUAAUUAUGUGAAUCUUAAGGAGACAUGUCUUUAAUUUGACUUGGCUUUAGAGAUAAUAUGACUCUGUUACUAUGCCGGAUGGAAGCAGUGAUCGUGGCCGGCUUUGGCACUGCAAAUGUUUGGGAACUAAAUUUCCCAUCAUGCUUAGUGAAUGACAGAGCCUUGUGACAGGUGUAGUUUACCAUCAUCUACAGCAAUUUCAGAAUUAGCCUUUUCAGUUUUAAGAGUAACCAUCCAGCUAUUUAUUGCAGAAGUCCCAUUUUCUCAAGACGUGUAACUGUGACACGCAUUUAGGGUAUGUGACAACAAGUUCUCUGACUGCAGGGUAAGAUCUUACAUUCUGAUGGUUAGAAAACAGACUACACACAUAGUUCAUGCAGGAAUAAAAACACACGGUUUUUAAGGAACGUUUUUAGAAUUAUAUACAAAUAUUAAAAAAAAAGUACUUAUUAAAAGAUAGUAGACCUAGGGAGCAGUAUCACGUUUAUUUUGAAUGUGUAAUAUGAACUCUGACAAAUAAAUGUCAGUUUAUAAGCCUUUAUUUUACUGCUCACAUUAGCUGAGCACAAGGAGUUUGUGGCAACAUUGCAGUAAGUUGCUUCUUCAUGUAACUGAAUAGGGCUGCAACAGGUUGUGAGAUCUUCCAACAGAAAUCUGCUGCUAUGUGCAAGAUCUAGUGUACCUGCUGAUAAAAAUUAUCUUUCCAUAUUUCCAGUAACUACAACACAGUGCUAAACCAUAAAAUGUGUUUUUACUUACUUCUACUGCAUUCAUCGGCCCACAAAUCAAUGUUGUAAAUCGACAAUAGUAUAAAAAUAUAAAUAAGAAAAUGAGCAAUGUUCUUGAAACACAAGUAAGCUCCAACUAAUGAUAUUUCUUAAAAUAUCAGACUGCUUGCGUCAAUACUUUUUUAUCAUUUCAGCAGAGUUAGAAAUGCUGGGGUUUUUUUUGUCCUGAAUUUCCCCCAGCACAGCAAUUCUCUGCUUGGUGAAUAGACCACUAUUUUUAAUGUUGAACUAGUCACCAGGAAGGAAUCUUUAGGAGUUGAGGUAUAUCAGUAUGGUCCUCUUUACGCGGUUCAUUCAUUCCUUACUCUGUCUGUUAUAGGUCUAUCGUCACGGUGACCGAUCUCCAGUGAAAGCUUAUCCCAAAGAUGUGCAUCAGGAGAGUGCCUGGCCGCAAGGCUUUGGGCAGCUCACACAGGUAAAACUGCUUCUAUCACUCAACAUCACUCAGCAGCCUUCUUUCAUGCUCUAGAUCUGGGGCAGGCAACCUUCGGCACUACAGAUGUGGACUACAUGUCCCUUGAUGCUUUGCCAGAAUUAUGUCUGUAAGAGCAUUGUGCCACAACAUCUGUUCUGGAGUGCCGAAGGUUGCCUACCCUACCCCUGUUCUAGAUGUCGCUCCCUUCAGUUUAUACUACAGCCCCUCUCAGUCUGAAGUCUAUUGUCCGAGAAUGAUUAGGAUCCAACAGGGCCCUGGGCAGAUUACCGAUUUGGGUCCCCUGUUCAUUCUCCAAAUGGAAUGGUGAAUAGGGCCAAGCAGAUGUGUGGUUCCAGGGUCCAUGUAUAGUUGUUGAGCCCUAUGGUCAGCUUAUGGUGAACCAUGCUCUGUCUGUCAUCUCUGACCUGUUUAAGACGUAUCUCCAUGUUCUUCUUCUUUAACUAAUGCCCAUGUUUAGCAGAAUCCCAUCAAGCCCAGCUCUGUGCCAUUCGGUCUCCGUUAUUUCUCAACAAGCCUUAGCUCUGCCCAUUUUAUUUAUUAGUCAUAGAAGGCUGUUCCCCAUGUAAGCUCAGUCCUUAUAGAUAGUAAGCAAGGUUUGCUUGGCUGCUUUGCCUUAGCCUUUGACAUUUUUCAGUUGUCAUUUCAGUUGCUACAAAAAGCCUGAAUGUAGGGGAUAUUUUAUAGCAGGACUACUCGAUCUCUUACAGUUUGGUUUGCGUAGCGCUGAGAUCCAUCUUUAUCCAUUGCUGAAUUCAUCCUAUUAUUUCCUAACACGGUGAUUCACUAACGUGAGAAUUCAAAGUGAAUUUCACAUUUUAGAUCAAAAUAGUUGAACUGAUAAAAUUCAGUCAGUUGUGCUUUCAGUUUGACAAUCACUUUUAAUUCUCACAUUAGUAAAUAUCCCUGUGAGUUUUCUGUCUGACCAAUGUUGUUGUUAUUUUUUUUUCUCUCUUCAGGUUGGGAUGAAGCAACACUGGGAUCUGGGACAAGAGCUACGGAAACGUUACAGUGGAUUCCUUAAUGAGUCGUACAACAGGCACGAGGUGCGAGACUGGGGGGAGUGGGAAAUCAGUUCUCCAAAAGCAAUUAUUUUCCUUACACAUCUACCAAUUAAAGGGUUACUUCAGCCCCCCAAAAAAAGAAUGAAGCUAAAACGCUAAUUCCUCUCGAGCCCUGAGGCCAAGUUCUCCCUGCGGCCCAGUGCUCCACCUGUAAUGUCAGAGUGAAAUGAUGUCAGUUAGGGGCAGCGCUCAGGGGAGGACAGUGCGGGCACGGUCGACCAUUGGCUGUCUGUCACCAACAUGCUAUGUCUCACAAUAAAUAACAAAUAUACACAGAAUUCACAUUAGUCAGCCCAGAGCUCAUGUUCGAGGCUGGCUAACGAUGCCCUAGUAAAGCAGCUGGAGGCUGAUUUACACCUCUGUGUGUCAUAGCAAAACGCUAUAUUUACUAUGUAUGUUUGUCAAAUUAUUUGUCUUUUAAAAUUAUCCUGUGUCAUCAGCAUUUUACAAGUUAGUACAAUUAGUAACUUCAUGAAUGGGAUAUGCUGCUCAGAAAGUUUUCCAUAAAUGUUUUUUUUGUUUGUUUGUUUUUUCUAUUGACAAAGCAUUUUGUUUUCUUUACUGAACUAACACAAACAUAUUACAAACAAUUCUGCUUAUGGCUAAAGUCAGCAGCUAUUUUCCACCACCGUCCCUCUUUUAUUCCACUUCUGUAGUAACUGGAUCAUUUUAAAAUACAAAUAAUUUCACAAACAUACAUAGUAAAUAUAGUGUUUUGCUAUGACAAGUUGUGACAAAAUCAAAGCCUGAUUUGUAUGGCAUAUUACUGAGUUUACCAAACCAAGGCUCCCACAAAAAUGACACGAAAGAAAAAUGAAAGCUUUAGGAAGUAAUUUUAUUUAGUACAAAUGUGUUAUGAUGUUUCUUUUUUCUGUAUGCUUGGAUUUUGACAUUUAGCGGAUACAUUUUAUUUACUAAAUGCAGAGAGUCUUUCCUUUCUCAGUUCUGUUUGCAGUUGUCCAUAUCCAAUCCUGACAAUCUGGAGACACCUUUUUUAAGAUUAUUAAUUCUUAUGAAGUUUUGUUUUAAAGGUGACAUUGGAACAAGUCUUGAUCACCAUGUUUUCAAUUAAACAGCGUGGGACCUUCUUUUUUUUUUUUAACCAUUUACUUUACUGCUGAUUGUGUAUCGGAUUCAGCUAUCCGUUUCUCACACUUGUCUCCUCAGAUCUAUGUGCGGAGCACAGACGUGGACCGUACACUGAUGAGCGCCGAAGCUAACCUUGCAGGUCUGUACCCUCCUGCAGGUUCCCAGGUCUUCAACCCCAACAUAUCUUGGCAGCCGAUCCCAGUGCACACUUUGCCCAUGUCUCAAGACCAUGUAAGUGGGGAGGCGUAUCAUUCUAGGGGGUCUGUCAGUACAGCACAUCGUCCUUUGUUGACCUUUUUUUAAUGGAUUCUGUUUUAGCUGUUGACGUACCCUCUGCUCCCUUGCCCAAAGUACCUUAAGCUGCAGGAAGAAACACGUCUUUCUCCAGAUUACGUCCAAAAGACAAAGGACAACAAAGUAAGCAGAAUAUUUGUUGCAAUUGUUCUUCCCCACUUUUCUGGUGCAUAAACUCCACUUUUGCCAGUUUACCUCAAUCCCUGUGCUGUCACCUUGACACUUUGUUACCUCUGCUGCAGGAGUUCCUUCAGAUGGUAGCAAAUGAGACCGGGUUAUCUGACUACUCUCUGGAAUCAGUGUGGAGCAUUUCUGAUACCCUCUUCUGUGAGGUCAGUAAUAAAACAGAGAAAUGGGCUGGAUUUAAUGAUCCCACAGGCUCGUUGACGGGAUGCAGCCAUGUGAUGGAACUAUUUCUUAUAUAUCAGCUCUGUGAGCAAGGGCAGAUUAAUUAAAUGCAAGUCUCUGGGGAGUUCCUAUCCAGUUUUUAUUUAUGACAUUGUUCCAACCCCGUCAAGGAUAUUGCAUUACUCAGUUUGAUUUACGCUGCCUAUCGUAUGCUAUUAUAAAAUCAAUCACGCUUUAUUUGACACCCUGUAACUGAAACUAUACAUAAACAAUCAUAUUAAAAAAAUUUUGUGCCCUAAUGUAUUUUCCUUGUUGUUUUAUCAACACCCUUCGUCCCCCCCAAAAAAAUAAAUGUAGGGAAAAAAACCCCCAUAAUUUAAAGGGCCAUUAAGCUGUGUGUCAGUAGGUCAGUGUGAUUGGCAAUAAAUUCUGCUCCUAUUUUGAGAAGCUAUAGCUGUUAUUUAAAGCACAAUCAACCACCCCAUAGAUCACUAUAACAGGCAGAGAUUCUGUACAUUGUGUUCCCUGUGUAUUAUAAUAAAUAAAUGCAAUAUCUGAUAUAUUAAAUUUAAUAUAUUUAAAUAGAAUAUAUUACAUUUUAAACAUUUACUAUAUUAAAUGGUGAGUUUAGUUUGUUCUACAAGAUUUUACUGCAAUUUCAGUGUAAAUUAUUCCUGUUCUUACUUGUUUUUAAAUUUUCACUAUUUUGGGCCUAUUCCACUUAGAAAACGCACAACCUAAGCCUCCCUGUUUGGGCUACUCCUGAUGUCCUGGCUCGACUUAGUGACUUAAAGGAUUUCAGCUUCAGAUUCCUCUUUGGAAUCCAUGAUCGGGUUCAGAAAGCUCGUCUGCAGGGAGGUAAGUAGAAUAUCUGCCUGAAUCCAUCCUUAUUCUGAGACAGGGCAAAAGAUUCAAAAACCAUGGGGCACUAUGCUGUUAACAUAUCUCACUGUAUCCAAACACCUGUAAACUCUAUACGUCUUUCAGACAUCUUUAAGAUAAAAUGUAUUCAUAACCAGUUCCUCCUUUCUUUAUUUAGCACAUACGUAUACUUUAGCAUGCUUGCUAUCCCUGAUCUUUCCCUCCCUAACUAAUCUUCUCCAGUGUAGCUCACUACUCGUGAGCAAAUAAAACUGUGUCUAUGUAGAUCCAACUCUAAUUCUGUUUCCUGCAUUCAAGACUGAGAAUGAGGUUGCCAUUCUUAUCACAACCUUCAGUACUAUCUAUCUACAUACUACUCUUUUCCUGUAGUCUACAUUCUAUGAGAUUUUAAUUCAUCAACUGAACUAUGGUCAACAAAACAACUUUAGCUUAAUGAAGCAGUUUUGGUGUAUACAUCAUGCCCCUGCAGUCUCACUGCUCACUUCUAUGCCAUUUAGGGGGUUAAAUCACUUUGUUUUGUUUGUGCUAGGCACACCUCGCAGCAUGUGACUCGCACAGCCUUCCUAAACACUUCCUGUAAUAAGUCAUCUAAUGUUUACACUUCCUUUAUUGCAAAUUCUGGUUAAUUUAGAAUUUCUUCUCUCCUGUUAUAUUAAUAGCUUGCUAGAUCCUCCUGUAUGCAAUUAACUCCUUAAUGACCACGGAUGUACUGGGCACGUCCGUGGCAAUUCCUAAUUUCUUACCCGAUCUCGGCCGUUCCCUUGCCGGCGAUCGGCGUUCCUCUCAUUGUGGAGGAACUGUCUGAAAGCCCAGACAGACCCUCCUUGGCAAAUUAGGUCUGUGCGGGCCAUGUGAUCGCUCUGAAACAGCGGUCACAUGGCCACAAUAGGCGUCCAAAGUACUUCCUGCAGGAGGACUGCCUGAAUUGACAGGCAGUCCCCCUGCUGGUAAAAAAAAGAUUUCAAAAGUUUUAAAAUAAAAAAUAAUGUUAAUACAUUUUUAAAGGUGUGUGUGUGUGUGUGUGUGUGUGUGUGUGUGUGUGUGUAUGUGUAUACAUAUAUAUAUAUAUAUAUAUAUAUAUAUAUAUAACAUCAUACUAAGUGUAUUUUUUUAUUAAUAUAAGGCUGCUUAAGCCUUAUAUCAUCAGUGAAAUUGCCCUUUGUGUCUGACAAUAUCAUCGCUGUGAUAUGUUUUACUGUUUUGAAUCACUAAUAUUUGUGUUCAGCGAAGUCUCCCGAGUAAAACAGUACCCCCCCUCAUGUACAGGUUUUAGGGUGUCAUAGAAAGUUACAGGGUUAAAUACAGUGCCAGCAAAUUAAAAUCUCUGGACUUUCGGCCUGGGCUAGCAGGCAGGUCCCUCAAAUUGCAAUCAAUAAAAUGACUUAAUUAUGUGAAAAUAUUACAUAAAUACGCACGUAGAAUUUAAAUAUAUGUGCAUAUUUAUAUAUUUGAAGUCUACGUGUAUAUGAAAUUAUUUAUGUAAUUUUGUAUACGGAUAGAUAUAUAUAUUUAGUAUUAUUUUGAUUUAUUUAUAUAUACAUAGAUGUGUAUAUAUAAUUUCAUUCUAAGUGUAUUUUGAUAUAUAUAUAUAUAUUAAUAUCAAAAUACAGUUAGAAUAAAAUUUCAUACAGAUAUAAUUUAAUUAUACGUGUAUUUUUAUAUUAAUAUAGCAUCCAAGUAGAGAGCACUCUGGAGUCUUCGUUUUAUAUCAAAAUAAAUACUGCUUUAUUGUGCAGAAUACAAAAAUGUCGACGUUUCAGUCACAAUAGACGCUUAGUAUGACAUUAUAUAUCUAUAUAUAUUAUAUAGAUAUAAUAUAUGUCUAUAUAUCAUAUAUAUAUAUAUAUAUCUAUACAUACACAUACACAUAUAUAAUUAUAUUUUUUUAUUCACAUUGACAUUCAUUUUUUUUAUUUUACACAUACAGGGAGACUGCCUGUCAGCACAGGCAGUUCCCCCGCAGGCAGACACUUGGACACCUAUUGUGGCCAUGUGACCGCUCUGUUGAGCAAUCACGUGGCCGCGGGGUCCUAAUUUGCCGCAGGGAGACUGCCUGGGCUGUCAGGCAGUCUCCCCAAAUUGGGAGCAACGGCGAACGCCACAAGGGGAACGACGGCGACCGGGUGAGUAAAGAUUUCAGUUAUGACGGUUCAGGAACGCCACCGGUCCUCAAGUGGAUUUUUCGGAUGACUGUCCUUAAUUGUCCGCGGCCGUGAAGGGGUUAAAAGACCACUAUAGGCAUCUAGACUACUUCAGCUCAAUGAAGUGGUCUGGGUGCCAGGUCCCUCUAGUUUUAACCCUGCAGCUGAAAACAUAGCAGUUUCAGAGAAACUGCCAUGUUACACUAAGGGUUAAUCCAGCCGCUAGAGGCGCUUCUGCACUUCUCAGAGAAGAUGCUGGACGUCCAUAGGAAAGCAUUGAGUAAUGCUUUCCUAUUGGCGGUUUGAAUGUGCGAGCGGCUCUUGCCGCGCAUGCGCAUUCAGAUCUGACGUCGGCAGGAGGAGGAGAGUUCCCCAGCGCCAAGGGAGUCCGGUGCUGGAGAAAAGUAAGUGGCUGAAGGGGUUUUUUGACCCCUUCAGCCUAGCGGGAGUGGGACCCUGAGGGUGGGGGGGGACCUAAAAACCUUUUGUGUCAGGAAAAUUAGUUUGUUUUCCUGGCACUAUAAUGGUCCUUUAAUAAAUCUCAGACCUCUUAGAGAAGCAAUGGACUAGUUUGCAACAAUGGUGAAUUUGAGAUAAAAAUGUUUCAGGAUAUAUUACAUUGGGUUCAUGUUCACACUGUUUUUUGUGCAGGUGUUUUGGUGGGCCAGAUUCUGAAGAAUAUGUCAGCUGUACUACACAACCCUUCUAAUGAACUGAAACUCAUCGCCUAUUCAGCAGUAGGUGUCUCCACAAGAGGGUGCAUGAACUGACCCAGCUCAACGACUAGACAAUCUCCUUUACAUUAUGCCCUCACUCAUUGAGUAUUAUUCAUGUGAUUGUCACUGCUUUAAUAGAAAUGGGAAAAAAAACACACAUAGGGGUAUUCAAUAUAUUGUUGGACAUUUAUCAUAGUAUUGGAAAUUUAAGGUCAAAAUAGCUUAUUUUGUAAAUAUUCUCACCUAUGUAUCUAGCACAGUGAUUGUGGCCCUAAAUUCCAAAUUCCUUGGUAAGUUCACAGUUUAAUAAGUAACCUAGACAGAUACCAGUUUAGAAAUGUAGGUUGGGGGCUAACCUGCAUUUAACCCUAAAUUUAAGGGACAUCAAGAAAUCAAGCUACAGGUAAAGACAGCAGAAACACAGGAAUUCAGUCAUUUUAUUUGGAUUUGCUUUUUUUUUUUUUAUUCAAGUUUACUAUGAUGUAAUUAUAGGAGAAUACAAAGGGACAGAGGUAAGCAAACCAAUUUAGAAUCAGAUAAAAGUUAAGCCUUGAGGUUCCAAGCAUGCGAAAAUGGUUACAAAUUAUAACAUAGCGAGCUUGCUUCCAAAACAGGGUCUCCUCGGAGCCGUGUUUUGAUUGGCUAUUUGGUUGGUUGUUUCCAGCCAAUCAGAAUACAGUUAAAAUGCAAGUUAUGGCCAAUGACCAGAAAAUGCAAGGACUAGUAUAAACUAAUAAAAGCCCCUUUCUAUGAAAUUGUAUGUACUAUAUAACUGGAAUACAAUAUCGCAUGUUUCCUGUUGUUAUUUUCUAUGGGUCAGUACUGCUUUAGUGCUUUGGCUGAGACUGAUUGAGUAAUGUUCAUGUUGCUUCCUUUCCCCUGUCCAUUUCCCUAGCAUGACACCACUCUCGGAGCGUUGCAAAUGGCUCUGAAUGUCUACAAUGGAAAGCAGUCUCCAUACGCUGCCUGCCAUAUCAUUGAACUGUAUGAGGAAGGCCCUGGGUAUGGAUCUAUUAGGUUGCUGUUUCCAUUUCCCAAGGUCCUGCUGUCGUUUCUUUUCUCCUUCCCUCCACCUCUCUCGUGGUCCUUUUUGGCCACAUCUUUCCUUAUUCCAGUUUUCCUUCAUCUUAUAUUCAUAAAUACAAUGUGACACUCAUUGCUAAAUAUUCUUCUCUUUUCAGCCUUUACACUUCCUCUAAUCCCUGGUUCCUCUAUUCUUUCCCUGAAUCGACCUGGCAGUGUGUAGUCAGCCGUUCUUUCUGUAUAUUACUAUUGUCUGUGUUUCUCAUAUCUGCCGUUUAUCUUGUGAUCAGACUACUUCCUCCCAUUGCCGCUCUCCUAGUAAUACCUAUUUACAUUCUGCUGGUAUCCUUGCUUCCCCUCCUUUUCAUCCUGCUCUAAUUCUGUCAGUUCUCUCACAUGUUCAUUUCAAUUUCAUGUCACAGUUCAUCCCGCAACACUAAACUCACUUCUUUUUUUGUUCUUCCCAGAAACUUCACGGUGGAGAUGUACUUUAGGAAUGAAAGUGGAAAGGCACCUUACCCUUUGACGCUCCCUGGCUGUAACCAGACCUGUCCGUUCCAGGAUUUCCAGCGAUUGCUCCAGCAAGUCAUAACUGAAGAUUGGUAUCAAGAAUGUCAGCUUGCCAGUACAACCCACGAUACAAGUGAGUGUACAGAAACGAGCUGAGGAAGCAGCACAGCUGGUCUCUUAAGGCAGUUUCAUAAAGGAUUAGCUACCUCCCUGUAUCAGGUCUUUGCCCUUUCAUUAAUUAUAGAACACUGAAUAUUUUCAUUAAGCAGACAUCUAGAAUAGACACUAUGUAUGCAUUCAAUAUUUUCUUCUGUAUAAUCUGCUACUGCACCCUUUAUACAGUCACACCUUUUACCUGUCUGAAAAAUUGGCAGAAAGAAAAAAAGCACACUUUUGUGCUUUGUUUUUGUUUUUUAUGUUUUGGAACCUGGUAAAAGCAACUUUUUGAAUCAGAAAGAAAAAAAAAGUGAUUUAAAUGAUAGAAGAGGCACAGUGAAUGAUAAUUUGAUGCAGAUAAUGAAAUAAAGAGGUGUAGAUUAGAAAAUGCUGUGCAGAUGGUUUACAUUUGUAUACUCUGUAUACCCCAGUGAUGUCUAUCCUGUGGCACUAUACUUGUUUGAAAUACUAUACAUUUCUUACAAUGCUGUGCAAGUAAAUAGCUGGCAGGGCAUUGUGGGAGUUGUUCUCAAUAGUAAUUUCAAUGCUUAGAGUUAGCCGUCACUGGUAUAUAAUGUCAGAGAGUUGGAAACAGAACCAACAGCAUUUCAACCUCUUGUCAGGGAUUGGUCUGAAAGGGGGUGCUGAUACAGUAACUCUGCAAUGAAAGUUAAGGUGGAACCUUUAUAUAGGGACUCAACACAGUGAGAUAAAGUGAAACAUAUAUUAACGUUGAUACAAGCCGGACCACGAGGUGCCAGGUUACGAGGCUGGCCUCGAGGUGCCAGGGUACGAGGUGGGCUUCAAGAUGUCAGAAUACAAGGUGGGCCUCGAGGUGACAGGAUACAAGGUGGGCCUCGAGGUGACAGGAUACAAGGUGGGCCUCGAGGUGCCAGGGUGCGAGGCGGGCCUCAAGGUGCCAGGGUACGAGGUGGGCUUCAAGAUGUCAGGAUACAAGCCUGACCACGAGGUGCCAGGGUACGAGGAGGGCUUCAAGAUGUCAGGAUACAAGGCAGGCCUCGAGAUGACAGGAUACGAGACGGACCACGAGGUGCCAGGUUACGAGGCGGGCCUCGAGGUGCCAGGUUACGAGGCGGGCCUCGAGGUGCCAGGUUACGAGGCGGGCCUCGAGGUGCCAGGUUACGAGGCGGGCCUCGAGGUGCCAGGUUACGAGGCGGGCCUAGGUAAUCAGGACUCGAGGAGACAGGAUAAGAGACAGGCAUCAGAGAGCAGGCCUAGAGGAGACAGGAUAAGAGGCAGGCCUCGAGGAUACAAGAUAUGAGGCAGGCCUCGAGGAGACAGGAUACAAGGCAGGCCUAAGGAAUCAGGGAGCAGGCCUCGAGGAGACAGGGUACUAAGCGGGCCUUGAGGAUACAGGAUACGAGGCAGGCCUAAGGAAUCAGGGAACAGGCCUCGAGGAGACAGGAUACGAGGCAGGCCUCUGGCACAAAAACAGCUAGACAUUGAAACAAUACCCAAACCAUGAACCAGUGUUCUGGCAACUAAUUAAGAGCGAGGCUGAUUUUAAAGGAAGGUAAAUUAACAGAGAGUAACCAGCUGAGAGCAAAAUCAGAUCUCUUCAACCCGGCAGUGCAGCAAUUACAGCAAAUUAGAGGCACUGCUCCAGGCUGAGGAGAUCUAAAAAGAAAACAUGGAAUUUAUAUAAAACCUGACACCUCUUUCUUGUCUUCUUGUGCAGAGGUUAUCAUCGGUCUGGUAGCCUGUGGAUCAAUCCUUCUUCUUCUUGUUGUUCUGCUCCUCGGGGUACUGCUACGGCAGAAGUCUCAGCCUGUGGGGUACCAUCAUGUCUCCGAUAUGGGGGAAGAACAGACCUAAUUUCGUCCAUGCCUUCACCCUCCCCAAACUCUCUCUCAAGAGAUUCCAUUCUAAACGAUGAUUUUAGUAUUUUUAUUUUUUUAAUUUGGGAUCAACCCGAAACAUGUGAAAUUGAAACUUGCAGUCAGGAGUUUCCUUGGCAACACAACAAUGCAAUACUUACAAGACUGAAGCCAUGCUCUCCUGGAUAUAGCAUAAUGCAGUGUAAAUCAAGAUAUCGGAUGAUCACAAGUCUGCAGUAACCUAUUUCAAUCUCUCUGAGUCUUUGCCUUCCUACACUAGUUUCUUGUUACCUGCCAGUGGACCUUGAGAUACAAAAUGAGUCAGAGCUUUCUUCCAAGGAAAAGGGUCAGAUAUCGAUUGUUACCGAUUAAUCAUAACAAAUCUUUAUCUUGUUCUUUUAACUUUGCGCUGGUUUCAGAAAAAUGACACCCACCAAGAAUUCACUUAAAAUUCUAGCAAUCACCUUGACACAAGCAACAGCAGUGUUGUGGCCAGAGGACACAACUUUGGAAACAUUUAGUCUGGUUGAACUGGAAUGAUAAUAUAAUUGUGAUUCUUUUAGGUGUCCAGUACUGCAGUAAGAGCAAAGCACCUCGGCUUGGGAGAAUCACUACAAAGUUUUUGGAUUCCUAAGAUUACCUGUACAUAUUUUAGUACCUGCACUGUCUGACUUUUUAACAGAGUAGGCUGUAGAUUGUUAACCCUUUAUCAAUCAAUGCCAUAACCAUCUGAUUUUUGUAGACCCAAUGCCUGUGUAUUCAGCAUCAGAAGCUAUAGGUAGAUCUGCUAACUUGAAAUUAGGCUGUGCCUUCUAUGUUGGCAUUUUGAUUGUUUAAGGACAAUUCAUAGGAUAAUAUUAUUAGUCCAGAUUCUAUUAAAAUCCCAGGAAUCUUUUUUUUUUUUUUUUUAAUCAAAGAAGGUUUUGAAAUGGGAAUCAGAUUAGGCAGCGGUUUCAAAUGUUGAAACAAUGGGAUUUAUUUACUAAAUACAACAACACAGCAUUCACAUCGAAAAACAAAUAACCUCUAUUCCAACAGCAGCCGUUUAGGUAGAAAAUAAAUGCUGCCGUAUUAAAUGCCAUUACUGUCAGCAGAACUCUAGAUUGAAGCUAAAAUGUAGUUAAGAAGGGCAACCCCAUUGCCGUGUUCACAAAAAGGAAGACAAAUGCCUUACAAUUUUUCCCCUAAUCUGUAAGGCUAUUUGAAUAAAAAAUUUUUUUAAAAAAACAUUGAAGUUUAGUCAUUAAAAAGUGAGCAUAUUGAGGCUUAAGAUGAGAUUUACUAAGAUGCUUUGAUCAGAAAAGCAGUACAAAUUCGUACAGGUGGAGUAAUUGCCGUUGCACUAUACCUGCUGAUUAUAUUGGUUUCCAUGGUGAUUGCUUCAAGUUUAGAACAGGACCGUUUGAUAAAUUCCCCCUUUAUUUCCUGAAGGUAACAUAUGCACUUUAAACAGAAGCAGGACUGUAGCUGGUUCUAUGUAGUUCAGCUUCAAGUAGCUGUUUUUUAGUGAAUAAAUGCCUUUGCGAAUUACCCACUCAGUCAUUGUGCUACUGAGUUUUAUUACAUUUUACCGCUCUGACAGCUUAGUAUGUAGAACCAUUUCCCCCACAUAUUGUUUUUCCUCUUUGGCCUCUCUGACACUUUUAGGGAAGGCAUUUGUAAACCUUUCCCCAAACACUGUUUACGUGCUAUUUGCACUUUUACAGAAUAUCAAUACCAUAGAAGAUUCUCUUAACGCUAAUUGAAGUGGUCUAGAUGCAGUGUCCCUAUUGCACAUAGUGCUGCACUGUGGAACAUUGCAGUUCCAGAGAAACUGGAAUAACUACAAUGUUUACAUUAUAGCACUAAGUCUGCCUCCAGUGGCAAUCUCACAGACAGCCACUGGUGGUGCUUCCAUGAUCGAAACGGACCUUUGGACCAGUAUCUGACGCUGGACGUCCUCACGCUCUGCAUGAGGGCAUCCAGCAUCAAAUUUCCCCCCCAUAGAAAAGCAUUGAUUUAAUACCUUCAUAUGGCGAAGUCUAAUGUGUGCGCAUUCGCACCGACUCCUCGGAAACAUCAGAGGGGCGGAGCAUCGGAGCUAGGAUAUGGUAAGUAAAUAAAUGGUUUACCCUUUUUUUAAAGCAGGGUGGGUGGUGCGAGGGGGGGGGGAGGCAGAGGGAGCAAUAGUUGCAGGAAUACAGCUUUGUAUUCCUGGUACUUAUAGUAUCCCUUUAGCUUAGCACUGACCUCACAUCAUAUUAGAAAAAUGUAGCUAGAUUAUGUAACAGGAAAUGCCUAUUUUAUAGUUGUUUUGCUACUGUCAGUACAAACCUUUUGAAAUACAUUGUAGAGCAGGUAAAGGAAAUAUGUCUAGUGUUCUUUGCCUCCUUUCUAUGCUAGGAGGGUAAUCUAAAUCAAAGACAGUCAGAUAGAACAUUGUAUAUGUGCACAUCACAUACAGUAAUAUCAGAAGACACUGCAAAUUUUAUAAAGGGUAAGCUUGACUCUUUCUUUUUUUUUUUUCCUGUCAAAAAAAAGGCCAAACACACGUUACCCCUUAAGUGCCAGUGAAAGUCUAUGCCUUCAUUACAAUCUAGUCUUCACGGUUCCUAUUCUGAAACUGAAAAUCCCACUGAUUUAAUGUUGGUGAUGCCAAAAAGCUAGAAAUCCCAUACUGGAAUAAGGUUUUAGGAGCCAGGUUGUGGUGACGAUAAAGAAUGUUAUUGGCUUUUAAGGGAUAAAGCCAUCGGACUGUUAUUUGCACAAUGAUUUUAGCAUUUUGUUUUGAUUAUGUAUGUUUUUAUUUCCUGUUUGUUUGUUAGUUUGUUCGUUUGUUUGAUUGAAAUUAAUCUGUUACCAAAUUAAAGAUGACGAGAAAGAGUUGAUUUUUACUGGCUACAUUACAGAUUUCACAACAGACCUUGAAUGGGCAAGUACUGUGAGCUAUUGGAAGUCAAACUGGCUUCUGUUUACAUAGUUUGAUCUUGGUGUAGGCUUCUUCCAUACGAAGCAUGGAAUUUUUAUUCAGGACAAAUACAUUUUGUAGCAUUUUAUGGUAAACAUCAGUGGUUGACAACACUUGACAAUAGGUGGAGCUUCCUCUGUUCCGUUUUGACAGCUAUAACUAGAGGCUGCUGUGGGACUCCAGCUUUGCCUCUCGUAUUUGUGAGACUUGAUCUCUUGCGGGAACCUCCAUAGACCUCAGUGCACGUCAAAGUACAGCACUGAUGUGGGCCCUUGUUGGAUCUAGUAGCACAAGCUGAGGGAUGAAGAUUGAGGCACCUAUGGUGGACAUCUUCAGGGAAGUAUAAGGUACCUUUGUGCACCCUGGCCCACCUCACCGGAAACGGUGAUGUCACCAUCAGGGGUGUCUGCAAAAUAUGCAAAAAUCCCCAAAAGUGGCAGAACUGUUUUAAGGAUGACUAACGAUAUGAUGUUCUACUGAGAGAGACUGUCAGGAUUUUACAGCACCCGAACACACAAAUCUAGGACAGCACUUAGAAAGAGUAACGUGUGACUGGGCUAAUGUGUAAACCAGAAGUGGAAUGGCCACGAGACAAGCAGAGUUCAAGUAACUACAAAAUAACAGAGAGCAUGAACCAGCCGAGGUCAGUAUUGGAGAAGUCCUAAUAGUCAGAACACAAGCCAAAGUUGACAACCAGAAUAAUCAAGAAACUAACAAAUGCACAUUUGAGCUACUAGAGACCACAACUGUGUGCAGUUCUCAUGUUGUAGUGAGUAUAUAUAGCUCUAGUAUUUUGCAUCAUCAGAGUGAUGUUAACGCCAUGCCUGCGUCAUAUUGGGUACAAGAAAAGUGGUCAUGUGAAUCUUGAGGCCGGAAUGAUGCACAGCGUCAUUUUCACAUCGGAAAAAGAGUGGAAAGUCCUAUGUCAAAGAUGUCACCAGAUAUAAUUGUGCAGUAUUCUCGACAUGCACCAUAAAUUUCUGUCGAUGCACCAUUUAUGUUUGUGAUGAUAUGUCUCAACCCGCAAGGAUUGCUCUGAUUGCCCUGUAAAAAAUGAUGUGGCCAGCAGGACACACUGGGUCACAUUUUGAAGCAAAAUGAUGCUAUGAUGAGGUGGGUAAUCUGAGAGAUGAUGGGGAGAAAAAAAUAGGGGUGAUAGGAAAAUGUAAUUGGUGCUAUAAACGUGAUUAUAGAGGGAUAGGAUAGAUAAAGAGUGGGGUGACUAGGGAGGGGUAUUCGGGGCCUAGUGAGAAAUAAUUGGGGAGAGAUAACUAAGAUUGCACACAAACACACACACGGAUAUACAUACACUGAAAUUGCAUAAACAUUUGGAGAAAGCAUUAGCUACUUUGGUAUUCUUACACACAUCCUUAUUCUGUCAUUUAGCAUUUGUUCAAGUCAGGAAAAUGAUUUAUGUUUGCAUACGUUACACUAUAGACUAUAUGAAUCGUAGCUCCACAUGAUUUCCCCCCUUUCCUAAGUAUUCUACAUAUCCAGGCAACUUUCUAUGAUCUAACUUCACCGGUCAUUCAAUUUACAGCUCCAGUUGUUGGCAGACCAUAGUAUUGAGCUUUUGCUAACUUGUUAAAGGACUACUAUAGUGCCCUGAGGGGGCCCCCACCCUCAGGGUCCCCCUCCCGCCCGGCUCUGGAAGGGGGAAAGGGGUAAAAUUUUACCUUUUUCCAGCGCUGGGCGGGGAGCACUCUGCCUCCUCUCCUCCUCCAAUCCGCCCUGUCGGCUGAAUGCGCACACACGGCAGGAGCUGCGCGCGCAUUCAGCUGGUCGCAUAGGAAAGCAUUCAUAAUGCUUUCCUAUGGACGCUGGCGUGCUCUCACUGUGAAAAUCACAGUAAGCGCCUCUAGCGGCUGUCAAUGAGACAGCCACUAGAGGAUUUGAAGGAAGGCUUAACCCAUUGAUAAACAUAGCAGUUUCUUUGAAACUGCU